Molecule: messenger RNA, 3696 nt
Organism: Phacochoerus africanus (Common warthog)
Lineage: Eukaryota; Metazoa; Chordata; Mammalia; Artiodactyla; Suidae
Product: scavenger receptor cysteine-rich type 1 protein M130
Exons: 17
Coding region: 113-3460 (1115 amino acids)
Cellular component (GO): membrane
Source: RefSeq, a predicted model, not a curated record
UCUGUAUUUUUGUGGAAGUGAAAUGAUUUUUAGAAUUCUUAGUGGUUCUCUUCUUUAGGAGAACAUUUCUAGGGAAUAAUACAAGAAGAUUUAAAUGGCAUAAAACCUUGGAAUGGACAAACUCAGAAUGGUGCUACAUGAAAACUCUGGAUCUGCAGACUUUAGAAGAUGUUCUGCCCAUAUAAGUUCCUUCACUUUUGCUGUAGUCGCUGUUCUCAGUGCCUGCUUGGUCACUAGUUCUCUUGGAGGAAAAGACAAGGAGCUGAGGCUAACGGGUGGUGAAAACAAGUGCUCUGGAAGAGUGGAGGUGAAAGUGCAGGAGGAGUGGGGAACUGUGUGUAAUAAUGGCUGGAACAUGGAUGUGGUCUCUGUUGUUUGUAGGCAGCUGGGAUGUCCAACUGCUAUCAAAGCCACUGGAUGGGCUAAUUCUAGUGCAGGUUCUGGACGCAUUUGGAUGGAUCAUGUUUCUUGUCGAGGGAAUGAGUCAGCUCUCUGGGACUGCAAACAUGAUGGAUGGGGAAAGCAUAACUGUACUCACCAACAGGAUGCUGGAGUAACCUGCUCAGAUGGAUCUGAUUUAGAGAUGAGGCUGGUGAAUGGAGGAAACCGGUGCUUAGGAAGAAUAGAAGUCAAAUUUCAAGGACGGUGGGGAACAGUGUGUGAUGAUAACUUCAACAUAAAUCAUGCUUCUGUGGUUUGUAAACAACUUGAAUGUGGAAGUGCUGUCAGUUUCUCCGGUUCAGCUAAUUUUGGAGAAGGUUCUGGACCAAUCUGGUUUGAUGAUCUUGUAUGCAAUGGAAAUGAGUCAGCUCUCUGGAACUGCAAACAUGAAGGAUGGGGAAAGCACAAUUGCGAUCAUGCUGAGGAUGCUGGAGUGAUUUGCUUAAAUGGAGCAGACCUGAAACUGAGAGUGGUAGAUGGAGUCACUGAAUGUUCAGGAAGAUUGGAAGUGAAAUUCCAAGGAGAAUGGGGGACCAUCUGUGAUGAUGGCUGGGAUAGUGAUGAUGCCGCUGUGGCAUGUAAGCAACUGGGAUGUCCAACUGCUGUCACUGCCAUUGGUCGAGUUAACGCCAGUGAGGGAACUGGACACAUUUGGCUUGACAGUGUUUCUUGCCAUGGACACGAGUCUGCUCUCUGGCAGUGUAGACACCAUGAAUGGGGAAAGCAUUAUUGCAAUCAUAAUGAAGAUGCUGGUGUGACAUGUUCUGAUGGAUCAGAUCUGGAACUGAGACUUAAAGGUGGAGGCAGCCACUGUGCUGGGACAGUGGAGGUGGAAAUUCAGAAACUGGUAGGAAAAGUGUGUGAAAGAGGCUGGGGACUGAAAGAAGCUGAUGUGGUUUGCAGGCAGCUGGGAUGUGGAUCUGCACUCAAAACAUCAUAUCAAGUUUAUUCCAAAACCAAGGCAACAAACACAUGGCUGUUUGUGAGCAGCUGUAAUGGAAAUGAAACUUCUCUUUGGGACUGCAAGAAUUGGCAGUGGGGUGGACUUAAUUGUGAUCACUAUGACGAAGCCAAAAUUACCUGCUCAGCCCACAGGAAACCCAGGCUGGUUGGAGGGGACAUUCCCUGCUCUGGUCGUGUUGAAGUACAACAUGGAGACACAUGGGGCACCGUCUGUGAUUCUGACUUCUCUCUGGAGGCGGCCAGCGUGCUGUGCAGGGAACUACAAUGCGGCACUGUGGUUUCCCUCCUGGGGGGAGCUCACUUUGGAGAAGGAAGUGGACAGAUCUGGGCUGAAGAAUUCCAGUGUGAGGGGCACGAGUCCCACCUUUCACUCUGCCCAGUAGCACCCCGCCCUGACGGGACAUGUAGCCACAGCAGGGACGUCGGCGUAGUCUGCUCAAGAUACACACAAAUCCGCUUGGUGAAUGGCAAGACCCCAUGUGAAGGAAGAGUGGAGCUCAACAUUCUUGGGUCCUGGGGGUCCCUCUGCAACUCUCACUGGGACAUGGAAGAUGCCCAUGUUUUAUGCCAGCAGCUUGAAUGUGGAGUUGCCCUUUCUAUCCCGGGAGGAGCACCUUUUGGGAAAGGAAGUGAGCAGGUCUGGAGGCACAUGUUUCACUGCACUGGGACUGAGAAGCACAUGGGAGAUUGUCCCGUCACUGCUCUGGGUGCAUCACUCUGUUCUUCAGGGCAAGUGGCCUCUGUAAUCUGCUCAGGAAACCAGAGUCAGACACUAUCCCCGUGCAAUUCAUCAUCCUCGGACCCAUCAAGCUCUAUUAUUUCAGAAGAAAAUGGUGUUGCCUGCAUAGGGAGUGGUCAACUUCGCCUGGUCAAUGGAGGUGGUCGUUGUGCUGGGAGAGUAGAGGUCUAUCAUGAGGGCUCCUGGGGCACCAUCUGUGAUGACAGCUGGGACCUGAAUGAUGCCCAUGUGGUGUGCAAACAGCUGAGCUGUGGAUGGGCCAUUAAUGCCACUGGUUCUGCUCAUUUUGGGGAAGGAACAGGGCCCAUUUGGCUGGAUGAGAUAAACUGUAAUGGAAAAGAAUCUCAUAUUUGGCAAUGUCACUCACAUGGUUGGGGGCGGCACAAUUGCAGGCAUAAGGAGGAUGCAGGAGUCAUCUGCUCAGAGUUCAUGUCUCUGAGACUGAUCAGUGAAAACAGCAGAGAGACCUGUGCAGGGCGCCUGGAAGUUUUUUACAACGGAGCUUGGGGCAGCGUUGGCAAGAAUAGCAUGUCUCCAGCCACAGUGGGGGUGGUAUGCAGGCAGCUGGGCUGUGCAGACAGAGGGGACAUCAGCCCUGCAUCUUCAGACAAGACAGUGUCCAGGCACAUGUGGGUGGACAAUGUUCAGUGUCCUAAAGGACCUGACACACUAUGGCAGUGCCCAUCAUCUCCAUGGAAGAAGAGACUGGCCAGCCCCUCAGAGGAGACAUGGAUCACAUGUGCCAACAAAAUAAGACUUCAAGAAGGAAACACUAAUUGUUCUGGACGUGUGGAGAUCUGGUACGGAGGUUCCUGGGGCACUGUGUGUGACGACUCCUGGGACCUUGAAGAUGCUCAGGUGGUGUGCCGACAGCUGGGCUGUGGCUCAGCUUUGGAGGCAGGAAAAGAGGCAGCAUUUGGCCAGGGGACUGGGCCCAUAUGGCUCAAUGAAGUGAAGUGCAAGGGGAAUGAAACCUCCUUGUGGGAUUGUCCUGCCAGAUCCUGGGGCCACAGUGACUGUGGACACAAGGAGGAUGCUGCUGUGACGUGCUCAGAAAUUGCAAAGAGCCAAGAAUCCCUACAUGCCACAGGUCACUCAUCUUUUGUUGCACUUGCAAUCUUUGGGGUCAUUCUGUUGGCCUGUCUCAUCGCAUUCCUCAUUUGGACUCAGAAGCGAAGACAGAGGCAGCGGCUCUCAGUUUUCUCAGGAGGAGAGAAUUCUGUCCAUCAAAUUCAAUACCGGGAGAUGAAUUCUUGCCUGAAAGCAGAUGAAACGGAUAUGCUAAAUCCCUCAGGAGACCACUCUGAAGUACAAUGAAAAGGAAAAUGGGAAUUAUAACCUGGUGAGUUCAGCCUUUAAGAUACCUUGAUGAAGACCUGGACUGUUGAAUGAGCAAGAAUCUGCCUCUUACACUGAAGAUUACAAUACAGUCCUCUGUCUCCUGGUAUUCCAAAGACUGCUGCUGAAUUUCUAAAAAAUAGAUUGGUGAAUGUGACUACUCAAAGUUGUAUGUAAGACUUUCAAGGGCAUUAAAUAAAAAAGAAUAUUGCUGA